AUGUUUAAGUUGAAUUCCAAAUUAUAUUUCGGUUUAAGAAAUAUAAAUUAUUUAAUAAAUAAUCAUAAAAUUCAUUACUUAAAACCAUAUUUUGUCGAAAAAAUCCCAUUAAGAUGUAACAAAUUUUCAACAGUAAAUAAAAAAGUGACUAGUAAUGUAAACGCAGUUAAAGAUAAAGAAAAUAUGCAUGUUGAAAAUGUUCAUGAUCAUGGAGUACAUACAAAAGGGUUAUAUCAUCAUAUAGAUCAUCAUCAUGGUAAUCCGCAUGAUCACCUAAAUGAAGAUGGUACAAAAAAACAUGAAUACGAUUUUGAUAAUUAUCAUUGGGAUGAUUAUUGGUCAAAUACACCAAAACAAAAUAUUGUAAUAGUAAAUGGACAAAAAAUGAUAAAAGGAGAAGAAACAAAACCAUUAGAAUAUUUAUUUAAUGUUAGUCAACAUAAUAUUCCUUUUUGGUCCAGAACAAGAUUAAAUGUAUGGGGAAAUUAUAAUAUGGUUUUAAAAGUAGAAUUUUUAUUUUUUUGGAUUCCAACUCUUAUAAUUAUGAGUAUAGCUGUUCCAUGCUUCACAAUGUUGUAUAUGUUAGAUGAAAUAGUUCACACAACAAUGACAGUAAAAGUUAUAGGACGACAAUGGUAUUGGAUUUAUGAAGUAGAGUCUCCACCAGAAGAUGAUGAAUAA
Messenger RNA from Plasmodium relictum, 681 nucleotides. RefSeq names its product cytochrome c oxidase subunit 2, putative. Bases 1 to 681 code for a protein of 226 amino acids. The record is from RefSeq and is a predicted model, not a curated record. NCBI's taxonomy places the organism in Eukaryota, Apicomplexa, Aconoidasida, Haemosporida, Plasmodiidae. The transcript is spliced from 2 exons. Gene Ontology annotation, cellular component: membrane. Gene Ontology annotation, molecular function: copper ion binding; cytochrome-c oxidase activity.